Messenger RNA from Parascedosporium putredinis, 2520 nucleotides. The record is from the annotation of a GenBank genome assembly. Lineage: Eukaryota; Fungi; Ascomycota; Sordariomycetes; Microascales; Microascaceae.
AUGCCACCAAGCACGCCCGUGCCGGCAUCGACCCCACGUUCAUCUUCGCCUGCCCCUCCACUGCCUGACAUCAUCACAAACGGACUCGGCGCCGCUGCCGCCGCGGCUGCGCUCCCCGCGUCCCUGGAUCGCCUGUCCCCGGUCGCCAGGAGACCCCGCGUGCUGCAUAUUGGCGACCCCAUCAAGUACAACUUUGAAACGUACGCCUCCUUCUCGACCUGCUGCGAAAUCAUUCGGCCGUCGACCCCGGAGCGCGCGAGGCCGGAAUUUAUCAAGGCUCUAAAGGAAGAGCGAUGGGGUGACUUUGAUGCCAUCUUUCGGCCGUUUUGGGGCACGGGCGGCGAGAUGGGCCAGUGGGAUGCCGAGCUCAUCCAGUUGCUCCCGCCCAGUGUCAAGGUCUUUGCGAGUGCCGGCGCGGGGUUCGACUGGGCCGACACGAAGCUCCUAGGUAGCAGAGGCGUCAUCUACUGCAACUCGGGGCUCGCGGCGGCUGAAGCAGUGGCCGACUUUGGCGUCGCCAUGAUCAUUUCUACCUUUCGUCAUCUCCCCUGGUGCAUCACCGCGUCUGGUGACGGCGCCGCUUUCAAAGACUGCCACGCCCGAGCGACCGGGGUAUCCCGGAACCUUCGCGGACAGGUCUUGGGCAUCAUCGGCAUGGGAAAUAUCGGCCAGCAGCUUGCCGUCCGCCUCCGACACGGCUUCGCGAUGGAGAUUCACUACCACGACGUCUUGCGCAAGCCCGUACGGCUAGAGAAGACGUUUGAUGCCACCUUCCACGACACGCUCGAGUCGCUGGUCCGGGCUUCCGAUUGCGUGGUUCUGUGCACGCCCUCGGGGCCCAAGGUUAUCACCUUGGUGGACGAAGAGGCCUUGGCGGGGGCGCUCGAGGACGACCUCAUCAGUGCCAUUGCGCUGGACGUGCAUGCUUCGGAACCUCACCCGCACCCAAGGCUGCUCAAGUUUGCGGGUGAGAGGGCGAUGCUGACGUGCCAUAAUGCUGGCGGUACGGUGGAAACGCAUCGAGGAUUCGAGGAACUGAGCAUGCGAAAUAUUAUGGCGGCCAUGGCGGGGAGCGAUCCCAUCACCCCGGUGAACAUGCAAUAUCUUGUGAGAAACUACUCGGAUGUCGCUACGAUGACGAGCUCCUCCUCAACACGGCCCGGUGGUAGUGGCGGUGACGAUAGCAUCACCAAUAGCACCGCCAAUACCCCACAGGAUUCCCUCUCGCAGCGACUGGCGGGCGUGCUACCCAAGGGGUACAAAUUUGGCAUCUACCAUCUCUCGACCCCUCCGACGAAGACCGAUCCCCUCUGCCAUGCACCGCCAAAAGAACGACCUGACAAGACGUACGUCGAGAAUAGCUUCCUCGCCUUGUCGAUUGAUGUGCCCAAAGACGCGGGGAAACAAGAAGGGUCCGGUGGUGCGGGAGAGAUGCAGAGGGUCCUCGUGUUCGCGCUGGAGGUCUUUAUAUUCACGACGGCCCACUCGAGCACGUUCUUCGUGUCCAAAGCCGACUCGACGGGCUACCUGCACCUCCUCAACCUGCCCAAAGGCGCACCAUCGGUGAUACGCGACGUGACUACGGCCUUUGUGUCGUACCUGGUCGAGUGCCGUCGGCGCAAGGACGCGCAGUGCGUCGUUAGCCUUUUUGCACGUGCUCAGGCACAGUAUCUGUUCCCGGGCAGCGUGGAAAACGCGGGGAAACACGUGCUCGACGACCGCGGGCUCGUCAAGUGGUGGUACGAGACCAGGGCCUUUCUGCCCCGCGGGGGCGGUGCGGCUGAGGACAAGUGGGAGCUGGGCCACCCGCUGGAGCUCAUCUCGCACUACUGCCGCGAGUAUGAUCAAGUGCCGCCGCGGUGCCUGAUCCCGGGCUUCCCCGAUGAUCCCAAGGCGCGGUUCCGGGACGAGCUAGAUGAGGAGGCGUCCAACCCGCCAGGUUCCUGCGGGGACCGCGGCGGCGGCGAUCGCCGCCACAGCCUCUGGCGAACGGCCGUCAACGCCCCCGCAAGGCGCCACCCCGACGCUGCCUUUUCCCACUCCGCGGAAGCUUGUGCUGUCGCCAAAAAGAGCAGCAGUGGCAGCGGCGACGAGGACAAAGCCACUGCGGGUUCGCUCGCCGAGCUGGCAGGCCCCAAGACACCAGACCCGAAGUCGGAAUCCGGAGGGCCGGGGGAGCGGCUAUUUGACGAGAGGGGGUACAAGCGAGUGUCGGAGCUGCUCCUGCAGCUCGACUUCUCGACACUAGAUCUCGCGGUGGGGAGCACGCGGCGGUGGGUGGGCGAAGUGGGGAUGGGGUCGAGCUGGAACGUGGACGUCACAGGGGAGCGGGAGAUUGCCGCCGUGGUGGAAGGGGCGGCGAGGGGGCCUGGUGGCGGUGGAGAGAAGCCGGUCGUGAAUAACCUGGCAGGCUUGAUCAAGCGGAAGAGAGACGGGGCCGACCAGCAGGGCAAGGUUAACGUGCUUGGGGCGGGCCUGAUCAGGAAGAAGCCGAAGCCGGAGCCUCAAGCGGAUGUUUAA